UGUUUAUUUAAACAAUAAAAAUGGUGUUAAUUAAUUUUUUUGCUUAUUUAUUUUCAUAAAUAAUAAUAAUAGUUAAAAAAUAAUUGAAAACUUUGGCAAAUUUUUUAAUCAUUAAUAGUCUAUUUAAAAUAUAUUUUACUUAAAUGUUUUAAUAAAAAAAAGUGGCAAAUUCUGGUACCUAUAAAAAUCAAUCUAAAUGGACAAUGAUAACUUGUCUAAUGUAUUUGAUAUGCAAACUUUUUCAAAGGAAACAUUUUCAGUUGACGAUUUCCUUACUGAAAACCGUAAUAAAAUGACAUUAGAGAACAUGAGAGUUGAAAUGGGAAUCUUUUUGAAAGAUCUACGUAAUAAGAUGAUAAAUUCUUUGAAUGAUGACUGUGAUAAAUAUUUUCAUUUAUCUCGUGGACUAAUUGGCAUUGAUCAUCAAUUGGCAACCUUAAAACCUGGAUUACAUUCAAUUAGUCAUUCAGUUCAAUUAGCUAAAAAGAAUUUAGAAAAUACAUUGCAAAUUUUAGAUGAAGAAAUACAAUUAAACAAACGGUUAUGUGAAAAUAAACAAGCUUAUUACGCUAUUAUUGAAGUACAAAAUUCACUUGAAAAAUUAGAGAAGUUGUUAAAUUAUAAUGGUUGUGAUGUUAUAAUUCUGACACGAGUUAUUGCCGAGUACAAUCGUCUUACGUCUUACAUGGAAAAAUCGAGCAAAAUUGUUAAGCAAGUACACUUUAAGAAAAAAACAAUAAUUUAUGAUCUAUUGAUUACGAAUUUAAAUAGAAUGUUUAUUGCUUCGCUGAAAACCAAUUCAAAAACAGUAAGACGCUACCUUGAGUUGUAUUUAUCGUUGGGGAGGAUUAAAUCAGCUGAAGAUGUAUGCAGAUCAGAAAUGAUUGCGCCCAAAAUUGCAUCUCUGUUAAAUGAAAAUAAUCUGGUAAAUUGUAAUGAUGGGUUAAAUAGUUUGUACAACAAAUCUAAUGACUUCCUUUUACACGAUUUAAAAAAUCUUCUCGAAGCGGCAGUGGAGCUAAAUAUAUUGAACUCGAAAUUAUACAAAUUUGAUUUCAUAACCAAAAGCUAUUGGCCUGAGAUCAGCUCCCGAUUACAAAACAAUUUAAAAAGCAUUUAUAACUUAAGAGAACCAGAUGUUUUUAUUAAAAAUUAUAAAAUUACAUUUGAGGAAUUUAUGAAACAUUUAAAUCUGUUAUCUAUUUCCCAAUGUGAAUCUCAGCCGUUGUAUGCAUUAGAAAGUUAUAAUGAUUUUAAAAUGCGUUGGAAUUUACCAGUUUAUUACCAGUAUCGUUACCAAGAAAUUGGUUAUUGGGCUGAGAGUGUUAUGAAUAAUGAAAGUUAUGAUAUGUGUGAUGACAAUUAUUUUAAGCUUAAAGUAACAAAGACUAUAUGGGAUUGUAUGUGCUUUAGUCUAGAUCAAAAUGUUUUCAUUAUUGAUCUUAGUCAUAGAUUUUUUAAAUUGAUUUUACAAUUAAUUUCGAGAUACCAAACAUGGGCAAAUGAUGUCAUUAGCAAAUCAAAGAUGGAUAUAAAAGAAUUUAUUACACGUGUAAAGUUUCUCGAAAAUCUUGAGGAAGAUUUGAAAGGGUUUUAUGUUAAAUUUAAUGAUUUUUGUUGUAUGUUGGAACAACUAUUGCAAACAAAGAUACCUAAGGAACUAUUAGAACAGCAAAAAAAUUGUAUUAUGAAUGUAAGUCUGGAUCCAUUGGUCAAUAGUAUAAGUAAAUUUAAAGUACAAAUAGUAAUAGAUGAAGCAAUGUCUCAUGUUAUCCGAGUAACUGAUGUACCUCGGUUGUUUAGACAUACUAAUAGAGAAUGCCCAACAGAGCCAUGUGCCUAUAUGAAAUCAAUUGUAACUGCAUUAAAAAUAUUACAAAACAAUGAUUGUAAAAAACAAGUAUUGGAUUAUGUAGUGACACAGUAUGUUGCUUACAUAGACGAUGUAGUUAAAGCUAUUAAAAAGACCGAAGAAAGCUUGAGAAAAUUAAAAAAAGUAAGGGAUCCAAAUUAUAAAGUUAACAUGGAUGAUGAUAAGAUCCGUUGUCAAUUAUCUUUAGAUGUAAACUUCUUGUUUCUUUCUAUUGGUAGCAUGUCAUUACCCGAAUUGGAUGAAAUUGAAGCCAAGCUAGAAAGAGUAAAAGAAAACAUGUUGAUUGAUAAAAAUGAAACUGUAAAAUAACUUUAUUAUAAAAACAAAAUUAAAUAUUUUUUUUACAUAUUAAGGGAUUAGAAAAACAUAUAUAAAUAAAGAUUAU
Molecule: messenger RNA, 2258 nt
Organism: Adelges cooleyi (spruce gall adelgid)
Lineage: Eukaryota; Metazoa; Arthropoda; Insecta; Hemiptera; Adelgidae
Gene: Cog2
Product: conserved oligomeric Golgi complex subunit 2
Exons: 11
Coding region: 197-2182 (661 amino acids)
Biological process (GO): protein transport; Golgi organization; intra-Golgi vesicle-mediated transport
Cellular component (GO): membrane; COG complex
Source: RefSeq, a predicted model, not a curated record